Messenger RNA from Pundamilia nyererei, 7910 nucleotides. RefSeq names its product solute carrier family 12 member 5a (gene slc12a5a). Gene Ontology annotation, molecular function: potassium:chloride symporter activity. Gene Ontology annotation, cellular component: plasma membrane. NCBI's taxonomy places the organism in Eukaryota, Metazoa, Chordata, Actinopteri, Cichliformes, Cichlidae. The transcript has 26 exons. Gene Ontology annotation, biological process: cell volume homeostasis; potassium ion import across plasma membrane; potassium ion homeostasis. The record is from RefSeq and is a predicted model, not a curated record. Bases 220 to 3735 code for a protein of 1171 amino acids.
GACACCGGUUGAUGAGAUGGUCCACUCGGUAUUACACAUCUAAUGGACCAACAAAGAGCGGCUGCUCGUCCAGCACUGAGUAGUAGGAGGUAAACUCCAUAGACUGUAACUGUGGACUACUAUAAUCAGACAGGUGAGGGCAUUUUGACCGUCUUUAUCCGUCCGCGUCACCCCGCACCGUGACAAGAAGACCCGACUGUUGUCUCACCGGCGACAACCAUGAGCCAGAGGUUCACCGUCUCCAAGAGCGACGGCGACCGGCGCCCCUCCGACAUGCAGGGGGAGGUGAACCAGCUGUUUGAGGGAGACGAGCCCCCGACCACCAGCAGCAGCAGCGCGGAGGGACAGGCUGCAGCUGGUACUGAAACGGUGCUGGUGCUGAAAGGAGACAGUAACCCCAAGGAAAGCAGCCCCUUCAUCAACAGCAGUGAUGCUGCCACAGAGAAGACUCAGCAAUAUGACCGCAAGAACAUGGCCCUGUUUGAGGAGGAGAUGGACACCAGCCCCAUGGUGUCAUCUCUUCUCAGUAGCCUGGCCAACUAUUCUAACCUGCCUCAAGGUAGCAAGGAGCAUGAGGAGGCUGAAAACAAUGAGGCUGAGUCAUCACGCAAGAAACCUGUUAAGGCUCCCCAGCUCGGCACACUGAUGGGCGUUUAUUUGCCGUGCAUCCAAAACAUCUUCGGAGUCAUCCUGUUCCUCAGGAUGACCUGGUUGGUGGGAAUCGGAGGUGUCAUUGGGACUUUCAUCAUCGUUUUCAUGUGCUGUACCACAACCAUGCUGACUGCCAUCUCUAUGAGUGCCAUCGCUACCAAUGGAGUAGUGCCAGCUGGAGGCUCCUACUACAUGAUCUCCCGUUCACUGGGCCCUGAGUUUGGGGGAGCGGUCGGAAUCUGUUUCUACCUGGGGACCACGUACGCUGGAGCCAUGUACAUCCUCGGAGCUAUUGAGCUCCUCUUGAUCUACAUUGUGCCCAAAGCAGCCAUAUUUCCCCUGGAGGGCCUAGAGGGUGCUGAGGCCGAGGCCGCCCUGCUUAACAACAUGCGCGUGUACGGGACCAUCCUGUUGACCUCCAUGGCCACAGUGGUGUUCGUUGGCGUAAAAUAUGUUAACAAGCUGGCACUCGUGUUUCUGGCAUGCGUCAUUCUCUCCAUCUUGGCUGUCUACGCCGGAGUCAUCAAGACCGCCAUGGAUCCACCUGUAUUCCCGGUGUGUAUUUUGGGGAAUCGCACUUUGGUGUGGAAGUCCUUUGAUGUUUGUGCCAAGACCAUUGAGACAGCUAAUGGGACAGUCACAACCCAGCUGUGGCAGAUGUUCUGUGAUUCACCUUUUCUCAACGCUACCUGUGACAAAUACUUUGUUGCCAACAAUGUGACUGAGAUCCAGGGCAUCCCUGGGGUCACUAGUGGAAUCUUGGCAGAUAACCUGUUUGGAAACUACUAUGAGAAAGGGGACCUCAUUUCCAGGGAUAAGAUGGAGUCAGUGGAAGACCAGGACGAUCCUCUAACCAACGCUAACCGCUACGUGUUAGCCGACAUCACCAGCUUUUUCACAUUGCUGGUUGGCAUUUACUUCCCGUCUGUGACAGGGAUCAUGGCUGGAUCCAACCGUUCUGGAGACCUGCGCGAUGCACAGAAGUCAAUCCCCAUUGGAACAAUUGCAGCCAUCACCACCACCUCUACUGUCUACAUGUCCAGUGUGGUUCUGUUUGGUGCCUGCAUUGAGGGUGUGGUCCUCAGGGACAAGUUCGGAGAGGGCGUCCAUGGGAACUUAGUGAUUGGCACAUUGGCUUGGCCAUCACCAUGGGUGAUUGUGAUUGGCUCUUUCUUCUCCACCUGUGGAGCAGGCCUCCAGAGCCUGACGGGAGCGCCUCGUCUCAUGCAGGCCAUUGCCAAGGAUGGCAUUGUGCCCGCUCUUCGGAUCUUUGGCCACGGGAAGGCCAACGGAGAACCCACAUGGUCCCUCCUGCUGACGGCUUGUAUCUGCGAGAGUGGGAUCCUCAUUGCCUCCCUGGAUGCAGUCGCUCCCAUCCUCUCCAUGUUCUUCCUGAUGUGCUACAUGUUUGUGAAUCUGGCAUGUGCACUCCAGACACUGCUGAGGACACCAAACUGGAGACCACGGUUCAAGUUCUACCACUGGACUCUUUCCUUCCUGGGGAUGAGCCUGUGUCUUACUCUUAUGUUCCUCUGUUCCUGGUACUACGCCAUUGUCGCUAUGGUAAUUGCCGGUUCCAUCUACAAGUAUAUCGAGUUUGCAGGUGCGGAGAAAGAAUGGGGCGAUGGAAUACGGGGUCUGUCUCUAAGUGCUGCACGUUACGCUCUCAUGCGGUUGGAGGAAGGUCCCCCACACACCAAAAACUGGAGGCCUCAGCUGCUGGUGCUGGUCAGUACAGAUGCAGAGCAAAAUGUGGAGCAGCCUCGUCUGCUUUCACUGACUAACCAGCUGAAGGCAGGCAAAGGUCUAACUAUUGUUGGGACAGCUCUAGGGGGCACGUUCUUGAACAACUAUGAACAGGCGCAGCGUGCAGAGCAGGCACUGCGUAAGCUGAUGGAGACAGAGAAGGUGAAGGGCUUCUGUCAGGUGACUGUGUCCUCUAACCUGCGUGAUGCUACAUCACAUCUGCUCCAGGCCAGUGGACUGGGAGGCCUGAAACACAAUGCUGUCUUGGUCUCAUGGCCACGCAACUGGAAGCAAGGAGACGAGCAUCAGCACUGGAGGAACUUCAUUGAGCUGGUCAGAGAAACUACCGUCGCUAACUUGGCUCUGCUCGUCCCAAAGAACAUCUCAGCCUUCCCAUCCAACGGCGAACGCUUCACCGAGGGUCACAUUGACGUGUGGUGGAUCGUCCAUGAUGGAGGCAUGCUGAUGCUGCUGCCCUUCCUGCUCCGCCAGCACAAGGUUUGGAGGAAGUGCAAGAUGCGCAUCUUUACUGUGGCCCAGAUGGACGACAACAGCAUCCAGAUGAAAAAGGACCUGACCACAUUCCUCUAUCACCUCCGUAUCGAUGCCAUGAUAGAAGUUGUAGAAAUGCAUGACAGUGACAUCUCAGCCUACACUUACGAGAAGACCCUGGUGAUGGAACAACGCUCGCAGAUGCUUAAACAGAUCAAUCUGACAAAGACUGAACGUGAGAGAGAGAUCCAGAGCAUCACUGAUUCAUCCCGUGGGUCUAUCCGGCGUAAGAACCCGGCUGCUGUAACAACCCAACUGAGUGUGACUGAAGACCCACCUGCUGGCAGCAAGGAGGAGAAGCCCGAGGAAGAGUCAAAGUCGGCCUCUUCCCCUGUGUCCCCCCCUGCCCAGGUUCAGCUCAUCCAUGACAAUACCACCCCGGCCAGCCCUGCAACCCCAGCCACUCCGCUGACCCCUGGAGAGGGGGCUCAGAGCCCAGGGGAGCAGGUCCAAAUGACCUGGACUGAGAAGUGUGACGGCGAGCCAGCCAAGCCGCCUGGAGCAGCAACACCAGAGGGCAUCAAAGACAUCUUCAAUAUGAAGCCUGAGUGGGAGAACCUGAACCAUUCCAAUGUGCGACGUAUGCAUACAGCUCUCCGGCUGAAUGAGGUCAUUGUUAAAAAGUCUUCAGAGGCCAAGCUAGUCCUCCUCAACAUGCCAGGGCCACCCAGGAACCGGACAGGUGAUGAAAACUAUAUGGAGUUUCUUGAGGUCCUCACUGAGGGCCUGAACCGAGUCCUCCUAGUCCGUGGAGGUGGUCGCGAGGUCAUCACUAUCUACUCCUGAAAGAGCAAACCCCCUCCCCUCAUUAUCACCCCUCUCUCAGCCCUGCUCCUGUGUCACUCGUACCCAAACCCUCUCAUCAAUGCUGCACCAUUAUUAUAUCAUUCUUACAGUUUAUUUCUAUGACAUAGUCCUCUCACACUCAACCAAAUAACCCAGCUCAGCUUCAGCACCUCUCCGCCAGCUCCAACCCCAGCAAACCAACAAGCAGUAUUAAACACUAAGCUACUCUCACUCCAGGCAAAAAACCUGCUAUAAAUAGUAUAGGCUCUAGACUGAAUUAGAUGCUAUCAACAUUUGUUCUUGGAGACGUUUUUUGCUUUGCAAGAUUGAAGUCUGCUACAGAAACUCGCACUGAGUCGCAGUGACUCGGUCAGGAGGAGGUGGUGAUGGGGUCUGCAUGGGUUGUUAGCUGAGGUGUGAGCACACAUGCAUGUAUGUGUCUCUUUGCUUUAAUCUAGGUAGAUUUUAUUUAUUUUUUUCCCCUGUUCGAACACAAAUGUGGCAAAGACACGGCUUCUCCACGGAGAGAUCGAGAGCCAGAUGAAAUGAGAUCAAUGUAGGAUUGUCUAUUCGGUUCCCUCGUGGUGAUCGGACACUUCCCACAGCGUUCCAGCCUGCUGUCUACGAUGUGAAUAACCGUUCAAGGCAAAAGACACUUCUACCCACAGUCAGUGUCACCUGCUAGAGGACGUAUGUAUGAGUAAUUCACAAUGGCAUUUGAAAAAAGUGAAAUGGCAUGUGGAUCAGACUUGCAGUAUUAUCUUUAAAUUGAUGCUCCACUCGUUCUGUUGAUUCCAUCACCUACACUCCUUUCAGCUCAUUUCUUAGUGGCUGUUCAUCCCUGUGGCCACUGUUAGUGCCAAAAAAUACAAGGCUAGCUUAGUUUGUCGAGAUUGACCCACAAUUAAACUGUGAAUAGCAGAAGCCUGGUGUGACAGCGGAGUGGGGAGAGAUGACAAAGCCCCCUCUGAGGAGAUUAUCAGCGCCAGCACCCCUCGACCUCUCGUGUGGAUCACUGUAAAUAAUGUACAAGCUCUGACGCGUUGUUCAGUAUGAGUGUAGUAUUUUUGUGACAUACUAAAAAGAUUCUAAUGGAAAGGAAAAACAGAGACAGCUUAAAACAGCUGCUUUAAAAAAAAGGUUAUUUAUUUAUUUAUUUAUUGGAUUUAUUUAUUGGAUGGCAUAGGCUCCUUUCACUAUGAUAAGCGUCAUUGUAACCUCGACAAAGCACUGCACCUGCACUGUCCACCACUGUGCGACGAGUGAAAUUUUGAUGAUUUCAUCAAGUUCAUUAAGAAAAAAAAAAUACUAAAUGUUAUUUUUUCAUGUAGAGAGCAAAUAUGUAUUUACGUUUAUAGACUGAAUUUACACAUAUUGAUGAAAUAGCUGUAUAUCAUCUUGGCAUUCAUAGCUCUGCCACUGUUUUGCCAAACUUCAAUACAUUAAAUGUGCCAUAUCGAAGUUUUUUCAGAGAAGUGGGAAACAAAAUUCUGACAAUUGAAGUUAGAGAGAACAAAGUGUCAUUAAAAAAAAAAAGGUAAAAGGAGGCGUCUACGGGAAACUAGCAUGGUGAUGACACUGUAGUUGGAACUUCACCCUAUAGAUAAUUAAAGAAUACAUGUUCAGCCCUCCAUAAAACGUCCAGCUGUUGUCGAUAUCUGCUCUUGCUGAGUUGAGUUUUUGAACAUCUAUUGGUUAUUUGUUUAUAGGGUCUAGCCUAAAUAAAUAGAGAGGACAAUGGCUUCUGUAGCUACUCACUUUGUCCACAAGAAUGAACUCUAUGCAGUAGACUACUCUCCAGUGAGAUUUUCUAUCCUAUUUGAUUGGUUGUGAACAAAUCAUAUUUACGUUUGAAGAAGAGUGCAUUUUUGAAGGAAUGUGCAAUGGUUGAAAUCUGGGCUCGCGUGAUCACGUUAUUUAUUUUUUUACACAUAUAUUUUGUAUAUGUAGAUUUCGUAAGUCUUAUAAAAUCCAAAAUCAUCUCACUCUGACCAAGGACAGCUGUCACUUUACUUUGAUUGCUCCUGUUUCUUUUCUUAAAGAAACUGUUUUUGGUCAUUUGCACUUCUAGUAGAAAUAUACAGUAAAUAUAAAUAAACAUAUAUAUAUAUAUAUAAAAAAUAUAUAUACAGUAUAUACGAUAUAGGGAAGCAAAACAAAUUAGUUUCUAGAACUAUUUACAAACAGUAUUAAAUGUUUUUAGUGUUGCUUGAAUGUCGGACCAUAUGUUGUGAAUGCUGCUAGUAUCUAUAGAUUUAUUUGUACUGUAAAUAGAGAUGAGAUAAAUCAACAUUAAAGAUAUAGUAAAAAGGGUAUAGACAUACAUAUCAGCGGUGGUAGCGGUGGUUAUCUAACAAGACACGGCUGUACCUGUACACAUUUGGCCCGUGAUCUCUCGACAGGGUUAGCUUUCUGUUUUAUUAGAAAACUAUACUGAAUAUCUUGAUGCAAUAUUAUAACUGAGGGCAAAACCGUCACCCUUUAUUGUCUUUUCUAAAACGUGCUCUCGAAAUUACUAUUUUUAAUCCCCUGAGUAAAGCGAACCAGUUUUCGGGGAACACGUUUUCUGUUUAGCGCUUUUAAAGAAACCGAGUGGAAUUGCCAAAACAUUAAAACAUGAAUAUUUGUUUUGAGACUUUUAAACACACCUACCUGUGACACCUGAAGACAAGUAGCCCACUCCUAGUUUCAAAGAUUUCUCUGUGCCAAGUGAUGAAGAAUUUAUUUAUUAUGCUUGUCACAAAAAAGGGGGGAGGGGGUUGUUUGACACUCACCUGUUUUUGAAGAACAUGGUUAUUUUGGGAUUGUCUCUACAACAUUGCCUGCAUCAACUGAGCCUUUUAAAUUUAUUCAAAAGAAAAGAUAUCUGAUGUUUAUUGGAGAAGUUUAUUGGAAAUAAAUUUAGUUAUGGAAUUAUAAAUGUUUUAUAAUUGCUGUUUGCAUGGUACCAUGUGGCAAUAUUUGUUUUAGUGAUUUUAUAUCGUGAUGACUUACAUGUUUUAAGGUGCAGAGUCGGAGUGGUGGAGAAAGGUGUCAAACAUUCUCAAUGAGUUUCCGAUUUUGAGAACUCAGGAGUGUUGCCGCACAGUCGGCAGCAUGGUUUAACAUUGAAAAUAAGUUUGUUUUUUUUGCAAAAAACUCAAACAAAAAACAAAAACAAAAUAGGAAAAAGUAUGAGUUCACUAUAUUGUUAAUCGUUAUAUUUCAAUCUCGCUCAAGUAGUCUUAUGUAAUGUGAUAGAAGAUUUUGAGUUUGCAAAUAGACGAGCCUUGGGAAUAGUCAUUUCACAUUUUUGUAAAUAUGAAUAUCACAAAUCAAGGACACUGUAAUCUGCUAGUGUUGUCUUUUGUUGUACACUGUUCUAUCACUGUGGGCAAAGUCUUAGAGUUUUGUAAGAUUAUGUGCAAUAUUGUUCUCAUAUUGGUAUUUUUUUUUUCCCAUUUUGUCAUAAUUUCAGUUUAUAUAAAUAACUGGAGAUGUCAGCAGUCUCUUAAAUUUUUAGAGUGUUUGUCACCAGGUCUUUUGGACCAGAAAAACCUAAAGUGUUUAACCAAAAUGUGGCAGAGGCAGCACAGCACUUUACACUGACGGGCACUCUGUGAUAGAGGGGUCGGAUGGCAAAAGAGCCAGCCCGCUCUGCACAGACUCUGUCCCACAGUGAUCCCUGGUGGCACAAGAGUGUAUUUACAGCCAGCUCUGGCGGUCUGACAGCUCAGACUAAAAAGAAUAAAUAAAUAUCAUGAAAUCCCAUCAUCUUGCUGCGGUUCCCAGCUGCAACAGUUCAGAUUAUUAAUUUUGUUACAUCUUAUCAUUUGACCGUUUUCUUGGACAUUUUUAGCAUGCAUCACUUUUUUUCUUUCCUUUUUUUCCUUGCCAAACUUCUUUAAAAGAAUAAUAGUAACUGUUAAAUUUCUAGUGCUUGUCACUCAAUCUGUGAGGUGAGCCUUCCCAGAAUUCCCCCUCAACCCCACUGCUCAGCCCUUCUGCCCCAGCUCCCUGGUCUCCCCCAUCCCAACCACGAAAAUCCACCCCAGCUCUGUAUUUUAAAUGUGACUGCAGUAUAAUUCUGAGAAAUGAUCAAAGAAUAUAAAACUCGCGCUUCCAAACCUGGUACAGGCUCUGCUUGGACAAGGUGCGAUAGUCGAUUUAAAAACCAGCACGUCCCUCUCCCCCCU